GGUGCAAGCCCUAUGAGUAUGAAUGUUCGUACAGUGUCAGUGCUCAGCUGUUGCUCUUCAGACUCAAUCAUUAUCUUCCGAUCCUGUUUUAGCUGCGUUUGCAGCUCCGGUUCUGGCCGACGGCCGCAGGAGCAUUUUUAGAACAUAGCGUUGAUUUAUCUCGUCUUCAGUUCUGUAGACUGUACGAAUACUGUACUUGUCGUGUGGAUGUGGUCGUUGAGUCUUGAGUCUGAGCUGCAUGUGCUGAUACUGGCGCUGUGCUAGCUGCACACUGUUCGGAAGUACCUACCACGACUGUGACACACACAGAAGUAAACUGUAAAGGGCUUCUUCGAGAAAGUAGCUUUGGGACACACCGAGAGUGGAGAAGGCGAGCAACAGGAGCCCCCAGUUGAGAGGUAGAGACCAGGAUACCACUACUACCCGUGACUGCUGUGGCGGCGAUAGUGUACUGGCUCUUCGCGCGUCCACCCAGGAAAAUAUCGGUGUCAUUCAAGACUCGCAACGAGAGAGAGAGAGGGCACUUUUGCGAAAACGUUUGUCAUGCGACGCUGAUGAAUCCCGUUGCAAUAGCCAGAAGGGAAGCUUGGAAGAAAGAAGAGAAUAACAUCGGGAGUCCACUGAUUUCAUCUGAUUCAUCAUGGCGGUUCAAGAGAGCAGUGCUGAGCGCGUGCGACGCUUUCAAGCCAAGCUGGGCAGCAGCCUGAAUUAUGUGCUGGCUGCUGCGCAGUCGGGCAAGGGCUUCAAAACGGAGCUGAUGGAGGGCACCUCUGAGUUACUGGAUAACACGCAGCACUUCAUGAACUCAGUCACAACACUGGUGGUCACGUCUGGGAAUGAUGCAGUUGAAUUCCGUGACCAGGUCACCGCCAAGCGAUAUGAACUGUGCGGGCAGCUGGCAGAGCUCAUUCGCAUCUGCGAUCGCAUGAUCCUGUCCGAGGAGUUGCCGUCCACCCAGGAGACGGAGAGCUUCGCGGCGACGAUCACACAACUCGCGGAAGAGCUGAUGAAGGUGAUAGCGCCGCUCAUAGAAAGACGUCUGAGUGGAGGCACAGUUCGCGGCCAGGCAUCUCCACAGCGUGCGGUCCGCGGCGGUAGCCAGCGUGGCAAGUACUACUCGUCCGGAUCGCUGACCAUAAGCAGGUCUGUUGGUCUUGCGAGCUCCGGCGACCUCGCAUCACUACCAAACGACUCGUUCAUGCGUGGUGAUAGCGCAGACUCGGGCAUUGCUCAUAACGGAGAGCAUCAUCCAGCAGCUGGCUACAGUAGUAGCGUGUUUGCGACCAUGCCGAAGUCCAUGGUGAAGAAACGAGCAAAGUUGACUCGCAGACCGUCCGGCGGAAAUCUCUUCGAGGUGAAGCAGGAGACAAAGGCGGAGGUUGUCGUUCCCGGCAACGGCCCCGGUGCUGUGUCUGGGCGUGCUCGGCUGCGUUCAACCAGCCACGGGGAAGGCCCCAAGCCAGCUCCUGCAGCCGCCAAGGGCAUGUCACUGUCGCAGCAGAAGGCACUGUCUCUCUCGUCGCCGCUCCUCAACCAGAUCAAACAGGCCGACGGUGCAGCAGACGGAGAUCCAAAGCAGGGGCUUCAGCGGACAGUGAGCCACACGACGAGCCGCAGUAACGUACUGGAACUUGGAGUUUCCGGACAAAGAAAUCAGCCGAGAGACGGGAGUACAGCAGCGGUUCCUCCGCUACUACCACCGAAAAAGCGCCCACCAACACCAGGCAGCCGGAACAUGGUCAUAUCGGAUAUAUUUGCGAAUGCCACUGCUCCACCCCGUGUUCCACAUCAAUCAACGCAAAUGCGACAACCAGCAUCGCCCGAAGUUCACAAACGAUCACCAAAGUCUAGUCCACAAGUGGCACUUCGGUCCAGUUCUCACAGGCCCGGCACUGUCACAGAGGUGCGAGUGGAGUCUCCCGAGGGCUGGUCUCCGUCCGAGGCCCCAUUGUCCGGCUCACUCUCUUCAACGUCCGGCUCGUUCGUGUUGCAGAGCACCGUCGCCACGUCGGGAUCUCCGUACUCGCAGGGUGGCAGCACUUCCGGGUUCCGCAGCUCCUCCGCCGCCGCAACAGCAGUGCAGGACACGAGCACCGGCAUGGGCGUCGCUGGACCCCCGCCCAAGCCGUACCACCCCACGCUAUCAAGGCCGCACAGUGCCAUGCCGGACCUGGCCAGCGGAGGUGGAGGUGGUAUGGCGGCGCCGCCGGAGAAGCCGCCGCACCCGACUCUGCGCAAGAAUCGAAGCAGCAAGCUCGACGUGAUCUCCGAUUCGCCCCCGCCAGCUAAGCCACCUCGACCACCGACUCUCACCUUCAAUCCCGAUGACCCACCGCCGCUGCCACCAAAGAAGAAAGCGUUGGUUAGUUACUUAGAACAGUUUGGUACAUACCAGAGUCCGACAGAUCAAGACUGGGACGCUGCUCCAAGAAUAAAAUUGGGUGGCCUCAACUCCGCACAGGUUGUCACACCCAGCAAGCUCCUCACGGCACCAGUUCUUGGUCGCAGCGAAUCUGUUCCACCGGUGAUCAGCCGCACUGGACCGAGGACCUACUACAAAGAACCGCUGUGCAAGACGCGUAGCGUCCUCGGCUCGGAGCUGAACAUACCGCCACCUUUGCCGGUGAAGACUCGGAAGGGCUCGGCUUCAGGAGCAAGCGUAAAACGAAGCGGCACAAAUAGGUCCAAUGGAAGUGCACGCAGAGACAUGGCAAUUGCGGAAGAACCGGAAAUAAAGAACGAAGAACGACCCGAGAGCCCUGUUCAGCUUCCGGUGGGCAGCAGUGACUCCGGGGUGCAUACGUCCAGUGAUCAGCUGUAUGAAGACGAUCGUCUCUCACAGUCUUCCAGCCCCGAAGUGUACCAGGAGCGAGACCCGCCAUUGAACCUGUUAUAUUAUUCUGAUGUCGGCUACUAUCUAGUGUUCAACGAAGAUGCUGAAGGACACAGUCUACUCGGUGGACCGGUCGACGCUCUUAUAGCUCACGCCGCAGCCGAUCAGAAGCACGAAUCUGAUCGCCUGUACCACGAAGCCUUCCUGCUGACCUACCGCACGUUUGUUGAGCCGGACGUACUCAUCGAGAAGCUGCUGGAGCGUCACGACACCUUUCUGGAAGACGGCAACGACGUCAUCUGCCACGCAACGCUAAGCUUGCUGCUGCGUGUUGUCGAUGAAAUCAAGGGUAGCAUGGAUAAGAGCAUCACUCAGCGCCUUCUGGACACAGUGUUCCGGUUACUGUGCGACAAUGAACUGAAGCUCGGCCAGCUGCUGCACAACAAGCUUUUUGAAAACUUGAAGGCCAAGGGUCAGAAGAUGAUGCUUGCACGCGAGGCACUGGCUUCAAGCAAAGGGCCACCUCCAGCUGAUUGGAGUAUCGCUCGGUUCAGAAGUCGUCAAGUUGCUCAACAGUUGACACUGAUUGAUUUUGCAUUCUACAAUGCUGUUGAGGUUCACGAGUGUCUGACGUGGUCGGUGCAUCAGUCGGAGGAGCGCUGUCCAACGCUGACGGCUUUCACUGAGCACUUCAACAAUGUCAGCUACUGGGUGCGAACACGACUUCUCGAGUCCGAGAAGAAAAGUGAGCGAGAGAAGGUCAUGUCCAAGUUCAUUAAAGUCAUAGAGCAUUUGCGGGAAAUGAACAACUUCAAUUCCAUGUUUGCACUGCUUGCGGCUAUGGAUUGUGCCGCGGUGAACAGGAUGAAUUGGCCGAAAGAGGCAAUCAAGAGCCUGGAGGAGCCACGCAAGAUCAUUGACAACAUGAACGGCUUCAAGAACUACCGAGAUGGGCUGGCUGCUUCAGGAUCGCCAUGCAUCCCUUACCUGGGUUUGUAUCUGCAAGACUUGACCUUCAUCAACAUCGGCAACACUAACAUGCUCGACGAUAACAAGGACUGUGUCAACUUUGCCAAGCGCUGGCGUCAGUUCAAGGUCAUGUGCAAGAUCAAGCAGUAUCAACAACACGGGUAUGAAAGUACGAAGCGCGACGAGGAUAUCAUUCAGUACUUCAAUGGAUUCAGCAGCCAUCUGGGAGAAGAGGAACUAUGGGAACGCUCUAUGCUGCUGAAGCCCCGAGCUCCGUCUUAACUGUCAGCAUUCAGCGGGACUCUGUAGUUUGCACACGGAUUGGCCCCGCCUCGCCACUGCACAAGUACCACAAGAAAUGUUCUCGUCACACAACACGAAUCACCCAGAACUGCUCAUCCCCGUGCUGAAGGCAUUCUGGCAGAAUGUACCCAGAGGAAUUUAUUUGUUUCUUCAUCCGAAACAUGACAAUUCAAGCUUCUCCUUCGACUCUAGUGUUUGCAGAUCGAUCAAUCAACCGAAUCCAAUGGUCGGGAAAAAACAUGUGUUGAAUUAAAAACCGGUCUUUGAGACAGGCCAUUCAUUACUGCCUGCAAAAAAGUGCAGAGUAGAAAGUUUGAUUAUUGCCACCGAAAUGCUGAACAGUCUGCCUGCAAUUGAUUAUAUUUUGAAGUCUGGCAUAUUAUUUUCUAUAUGAGCGCAUUUGUAUUUCCAAUCUACUACUAUCUUGGCUGCCUGGAUCUGUCGGUUCCGGGCUCUGUGUUCUUAUGUCAUCAUCAUGGAGUAGCGUCUGAAAAAAAUUGCUUGUCGAGAAUACAUAACAAUUUCUAGCCACCGGCCCACUAAUUAACACCAUCUCACGAAUCGCUGUUGAUGUCAACAAGUCAAAGAGUUUAUUUGAGACAUGCACGGAAGCUGUUGGCAUAUCUCUACAUUCUGCUGCUAAACAACACCCUUGGUUGUAGCCAGGUUGCUGCCUGCGUGGAUAUUAUCAUGAGUAUUGGAACAAGCGUGUUGGUACUGUGUCUUGAUGAACUGAGCUCCUUAGUCUGAACGUAUAACUAUGUGCUAUGAUUGUUACGUGCAACUACUGGAUUUCCUGGUGACUA
Molecule: messenger RNA, 4911 nt
Organism: Sycon ciliatum
Lineage: Eukaryota; Metazoa; Porifera; Calcarea; Leucosolenida; Sycettidae
Product: rap guanine nucleotide exchange factor 1-like
Exons: 23
Coding region: 641-4084 (1147 amino acids)
Biological process (GO): Ras protein signal transduction; positive regulation of GTPase activity
Cellular component (GO): plasma membrane
Molecular function (GO): guanyl-nucleotide exchange factor activity
Source: RefSeq, a predicted model, not a curated record